Molecule: messenger RNA, 952 nt
Organism: Asparagus officinalis (garden asparagus)
Lineage: Eukaryota; Viridiplantae; Streptophyta; Magnoliopsida; Asparagales; Asparagaceae
Product: citrate-binding protein-like
Exons: 2
Coding region: 4-678 (224 amino acids)
Source: RefSeq, a predicted model, not a curated record
ACUAUGGGCUCCUUUGCUUGGUUUCUCUUAGCAUUCCUAUUUCCAUUAACUCUAGUGAAGGAUGUCAAUCUCUUAUGCCAUGGUGAUCUCACUGAUGGUUUUAUACCUGUGCCAUUAAAUGAAUCAAAUUAUCACAAGCUAUGGCCAUAUAAUCUACCUCUCUCUGACUGUUAUAGCUUCACAGAUGGAGUACGCAAGCUUUGGGUAUACUCAACGGACAAAUCACAUUCUCACUCCAGCACAACCAAACCUCGGACUGAAAUCAGCAUUAGCUUGAUUGAUGAUGGAUAUACUUAUGCUUCAGGCAUGUGGCAGUUCGAAAGGCAGGCUUAUGUUCCAAACGGGACAUCAGGUGUCUGCAUCAUGCAAAUCUUUUGUUCCCCUAAUGCUGAUGGAGGGGCCACGACUCUAAUGCUGAGGGUCUAUGAUGGGGCAUUGAAAUACUACCAGCAGCAAACUGUAGAGGACAAUAUUUAUGAUCAAUGGUUCAAAGUGAAUGUGAUUCACGACACAGCUGCAAAAGUGGUAAAGGUUUUCAUCAACAGUGCACUGAAAUUGACCGUUAAUAACCGAGGAGGGAGCAUCCAUUCCUUCAAGUUUGGUGUUUAUACACAGAAUAACAGCUCCUGCUACAUGGAAUCCUGCUGGAAGGGAAUAAAGGUCUUGAAGUUUGUCUAAUUGAAUAAGACCAUAGUAUGUGCCAUAAGUAACCAUGAGGAUAUCUAGAUGUCUUAGAUUGUGCAUCUAACCCCUCAGGAAUGUGGGUGCUCUUUGCAUUUAGCAAACGGAUCGUAGGAAAUAAACUUCAGUUUAUGCAUUAAUAUCUGUCUAUGAACCACGUAAGUGCAUGUGUGGUUCAACAAGCCCACAAACGAUCAGACCCCCAAGUUUUAAGACCAAUAAGACAGAAGGAUCUGUAUCCGAGUCUAAGAUUUAAUAGGUCUCCAAGCUA